Messenger RNA from Plasmopara halstedii, 333 nucleotides. RefSeq lists its product as uncharacterized. Lineage: Eukaryota; Oomycota; Peronosporomycetes; Peronosporales; Peronosporaceae. The transcript has a single exon. The record is from RefSeq and is a predicted model, not a curated record. The coding region runs from base 1 to 333 and encodes 110 amino acids.
AUGAAGAUAGUGUGUCUUGUUGUGAUGGUUGUAUCUCAUCUCGACAACCAUGAGACAUCCUACUACUCGCGAUACGAUUUUGCACUUAAGGGUAUUCCUUUAGACCCAGGCACACAUGCGGGUGCCAAGACAUUGCAAGGGAGUCGAGGAUUUACUAGGGUUGGUGAUGACUUAUCGUGUCUGAGGUGCUUCCAAAGUCUCCCAAUUGGUUCGGAAAUUGCGUUUCGCAUUCAAUGCGGCAUUCAGUGUCUUCGUAUUAAGAUUGAAAGACUAGGUACAAGUCGCAAACGUGCGGUGGCCCUUUACGUAUACAGCAACUGCUUCGGAUUUUAG